Messenger RNA from Aspergillus alliaceus, 4695 nucleotides. RefSeq lists its product as uncharacterized. NCBI's taxonomy places the organism in Eukaryota, Fungi, Ascomycota, Eurotiomycetes, Eurotiales, Aspergillaceae. The record is from RefSeq and is a predicted model, not a curated record. The transcript is spliced from 6 exons. The coding region runs from base 1 to 4695 and encodes 1564 amino acids. Gene Ontology annotation, biological process: mitotic cell cycle.
AUGGCUCGAGCAGCGGUUAUUCCGCCGGCGUCGUCGCCUCAACGGACGUCUGGGCCUACUAAACCUGCCGCGAAGACGACGAAAGCCAAGGCACCGAUUUCAGCGACUGAGAGUAGAAAGCGAACUGCGCGGACUAAUCUGUCAACUAUGUGUAGGCCGGCCGAUGACAAUUCAGAUGACGACACCGAUGAUGAGCUGGGGAUGAUUGAUACCAAGGAGAAACCCUCGACGAAAUCCAGGGGCAGGCCCACUGGACCGACUACAACCAGUGCGGGCCGCGGUAGGAAAGCUACGACUACUGCCUCUAGAAAGGCAGGAACUGCCGAUGAAAAUCAGGAUCACGAUGCACAUACAGACGAGAAGAAGAGGCGGCCGGGAACUGCUCCGAAGCAGAGGGGUAGGCCUAAAGGGUCAACGAAUGCGAAAUCGGCUUCAUCGACCGCUGUGGAUGCUCAGAAGGAGACCAGUGCCCAGACUGAUAUGGACACAUCGUCUGAAGAAGGACCGAAGGAGCUGACUAUCACGACCAACUCCGCAAUCAUGCGAUCGAACCUUUUGCGAGGUCCUGCCAAAAAGAAGACGGUAACCUUUAAGGAUGUGUCAGAUUCAGAAGAUACCUUGAGUGAACCAUCGCCCCCGCCUGCUGGAAGAAGACGAGCAGCUACCACAUCUGAACGUCCGGCUGGCCUUGGCGCGAAGCCUGCUCGGAAAGCUUCUACGACUGCUGGUAGAGGUCGCAAACCUGCCGCGACUAAGAAGGGCGCCGCAAAACCACUUUCACCGAAGAAGGCGACACAGGUGGCUAAAGGGAUCUCCUCGUACGCGAGCUCAGAUGGCGAGGAUGAUGAGCUCAGCGCCGCCAAAGACCAGACUAAGAUACCGAUCGACUCUCCUGGCAAACACGGAUCAGGAAACACUGGAUUAAGAUCCCCAGUGAAACGAAUCAACUUCACUUCGGGACAGCCUCGCAAAACUGUCGAUGAGAACGGAGAACCCACGCUCAAACCACCCAAGUCGAUUGAUUUUAGCGAUACCAAUUUCAUGUCUAGUCCCGCUCGCCGACCUCCCCCUUCUCCAUUUAGCUACACUGUCAGAGAGACUCCACGACGCGGCGGUUUUGCUCUGCGCGACGAUGCGAAUCCUAUUGUGCAGCCUAACCUCACACCAACGACCAACUCGCCCCUCAAGUUGUCGCCUAAGAAAGCGAAUUUAGAGACACCAAGACGUGGAGAUUUUGGCUUUCAUGAUGAUUUGAGGCCGCUCUCCCAGCCGAAUUUCACGCCUGGCCGUAACUCGCCCCUUAAAUCGUCACCUAAGAAGGGUAUUUUUGACGCUUCACUAUUCUCACAGCCGUCUUUACCAGAAACCUCAACGCCUUUGAAACGAAGUUUACUCCAGAGCCCUGCCAAAAGGGUCGCCUCACCGUUCAAAAGUUCUUUGCUAUCCAAAAGAUCACCUGUGACUCAGCACUUGGAGUUUGACUCUGACAAUGACGAAGAGACGAAUGUCCUUUCCUCCAAAGCCGCAGGGUCCCCUUUUUGGAGGCAUGACUCGGAGGAGACCAUAGAAAUGCCUGAAGAAUCCGAAUAUUUCAACGAAACCCCAGUUUACCCACGUGUCAGAUCGUAUACACCUGAGAAUGAGAUCGAAGACGAGAUUCGCGAGCUGCCCUUGGAGCAUGAUGGUGGCAUUCGCGAAGAAGUGCUAGUAGACAUGGGUGUGGACCAUGUAGACAUUCUCAGUGAGCCUGACGUAGACGCCGAACAUAUUACCGACGACUUUGAAGAGCCUACGGGGCGUGCUACCCUGGAUCGCGACAGUACUGCUGAAAGCGAAGGAUAUGGUGAAGAUAUCUAUGAGCUUUUCGAAGGCCAAAACGCAAUUGUUGAGAAUAUCCUUAUGGAGGACCGGCUCAAUGCACAGCAGGACUACGUUGAGGAGCAAUUUGAAGAAUACAACCUAGAGACCUCUCAAGAACACACGGUAUGUCUUGAAGUCGCUGAGGAGAAUGCCUAUGCUUCUGGUCCGGAUAUGGAGACUGCAAGUGAAUCCGGAGAGCUUGAACCAGUUUCCGACGACGAUAGGAACCCAGUGGCACUGGGUGUAGAGGAGGACAUUGCUGCUCUCGAGGUGCAACAUGGUGAUGAGUCUGAAGACCAGAGCUACGAAUCUGAGGCUGAUUACCCAGCCGAAGAGUUGCAAGAGCCAAUAGAGUUCUCUAGUCGUGAAAGCAUGCUUGAGGGGCUUGAAGACGUCUUCACUGAAGGCCCCACCACUGAAGUGCGCGGAGAUGUCAUGGGGACAGAGAGCCCUGCUCAGGUUUCACCAGCUGUGGGUAGUCAUAACAUUGACGCUCACAACGAAUAUGAUGAAGAAGUUGACGUCCUCGAUGAUUACAAAUUCGAUGAGGAGGAGGCUACACUAGUGGCAUUUGAUACCCCUAGGAGAACGCCUAGACUAACGCCUGGGCGGACUUCCCGACGGACUCAACGACGGACACCUGGCAGAACAUCUGGAGAGACGCCUAGUCAGGCGCCUCGAGAGAUGCCUCGACAAACGCCUCAGCGGACACCGGGCAGGAUAUCUAGGCAGAUGCCUGGACAGAUAUCCGAGGAAAUGCCGAGACCCACGCCGAGAGUACCUAGACAAACACCUCGACGGACACCGGGCAGGACCUCUACAAGGACACCUAGACAGGUAUCUGAGGAAAAGCGUGAACCGAUGCCGAGACAAGUGCCUAGACAAACCCCUAGUCCGAUGCCUACAGAGUGCACGGUUUCCCCUCAGGUAUUCACCCCUUACGAAAUUGAAGAACCACCGACUCCUCAUUUUCCGAUCUUCUUUCCGUCGUUUCCAAGCUUCUUUCCGUCGUUCGCGCCUCCCGGCUUCCCUGAAGAGUACCGCGAUAAUGUAGAGGAAACUAUGAACGUUGGCGCCGGUGAUCUCACACCUGACGCUAGUAUUUCCGCACAGGACGUUCGUCCCUCCCCUCAGCCCGAGCCUCAUGUUCCAAGUUCAGAGAAAGGAAGGCGUAACCGUCCCCGCUUCACACUCUUGGCAGAGCAACUUAGUCAGUGGAAGGCGACUAGUCCUGAGAAGGCUGAGCCAAGGCGUUCAGGGCGCCGAGGCAUCUUCUCUUUGUCGGGUAAUCUGAGCCGGCCCAGAGAUGACAAUAGCGUUCAUGAAGAUGUAUCUUACCCUGAUCUCUCAGCCGAGCCACAAUCCCCAGUCGCUGAACUCCAACCGAAUGAUGAUAUUGCGGCCACCGAAGAGGAGGGUCACCAGGAAGAGCCAGAAAUGGGUCGCUGUGCUUUUGAAGACUUAGAGAAAUCUCCUGGACUUCCUAUGUUUGAGAUAUUCAGCGACCAGGAUCCUGAAGAGCUUGAUCAAGUUGAGACCCAUGAUGAUACACGGGUCUCCAUUGUUUUUGAGAGUCCAGUACGUCCGGCUGCUUCUGUUCAGGAACUUUUGGAGGACGACAAAGAAAAUUAUGAUGUUCAACUUCCCGCUCCUACAUUCCAUACGGUAUCCAAGGUACCUUUGAAGCCAGAAGGAGAGAUAUCGCCUUUGAAGAUGUCCCGCAAGAGAGGCCGUUCCCUUUCCAUAACUUCACCAACACGCUCCUCUCCUAGACUACGCAAUUCAAUUAUUCCUCCCCGAGACGAGACAUUUGAUUCCCACCCGCCUCGCAAGGCGCCAAGACUAUCAUAUAGCACCAUGCCGCAAUUGCAGCCGAACAGAUCGAGAAGCAGCUCCAGGGCUCAGGAUACAGCAAGAGGGGGUGGCCGCGCAAAGGCUCCUCCACGUUCUCCUAGCCCCGCCAAGUCACCUCGCAGACGUAGCAGCAUCUACCAACCGACAUACACAGGGCCUCUGCAAGGAGCUGUCGUGUAUGUGGACGUGCAUACAACCGAAGGAGAAGAUGCAAGUGGCAUCUUUGUGGAACUUUUGCAGCAAAUGGGUGCCAGAUGCAUCAAGAAUUGGUCUUGGAAUCCUCGCUCAAGCGUGGCCCCCUAUGAACAGACAGACUCAAGGGAGGGCAAAGUUGGUAUUACCCAUGUUGUAUACAAAGACGGUGGUGUACGGACUAUGGAGAAGGUUCGGCACGCCCGAGGUGUGGUCAAAUGUGUAGGUGUCGGCUGGGUUCUGGAUUGCGAAAGAGAGAGCAAGUGGCUUGACGAGACCCAGUAUACCGUUGAUAGCUCAAUUAUCCCGCGCGGUGGAGCCAAGCGCAGAAAGAGCAUGGAGCCCCGCGCUCUCAGCAAUAUCAACGGAACUCUUGUACAAGCCGAUACAACAUCAGCGGGUAGCAGACGGUCUGGUGUGGGUGCUGUUAGUGAUGCCGGGCGGUUUGCCACAUCCACUCCUCACGAAGCGCCUUCAACUCCAAAGAGGAAUAGAAAGUCUGGAGCUGGCCAUCCGGAAGCAGAUCAGAAAUAUUUCCAAACACCUAAAACCCCUGGUUUUACUAUCGACAUGGACGCCAUUGGCAUGUCUCCUGCCACCCCUUUCUUCCUAUCUCAGCGGUCUAAACUUGUCCAACAAACUUGUCCUCCAAAGCAACUCCGACAGGGUCUUUUCUCCAACUCAGGUCCAAGUGAGGAGCAGUCGCAGAAGCUGCGGGCGAAACUGGAGGCAGCUAGACGGAAAAGCCUUGCCUUCAAGCCCAAGAUUGGUAACCGGCUGGUAGAAUAA